CAGAGGAAACGCCCUGCACAGCACGACUCCUCCCCAUCUACCGCUACCUUUCUACCUACCCAUCUAGCACCCCUCGCUCGCAAAUCGCAAUGGCGCUGGCCACCAACUCCGCCGCAGCAGCCGCGGCCGUGUCCGGUGGCGUGGCAUCGCAGCCGCGCCGCGCGGCCGUGUUCCUCCCGCUGAAGAGGCGUACCAUCUCCGCCAUCCACGCCGCCGACCCGUCCAAGAACAACGGGCCCGCGGUCCCCGCGGCCGCAGGCGCCAACUCCUCCGCCUCGGCGGUGGCCACGCCGGAGAAGAAGCCGGCAGCGCACGGGAAGUGGGCGGUCUACAGCUGGAGGUCGAAGAAGGCGUUGCAGCUCCCCGAGUACCCGAACGCGGAGGAGCUGGACGCGGUGCUGAAGACCAUCGAGACGUUCCCGCCGGUGGUGUUCGCCGGAGAGGCGCGCCGCCUCGAGGAGCGCAUGGCCGAGGCCGCCAUGGGCCGCGCCUUCGUCCUCCAGGGUGGCGACUGCGCCGAGAGUUUCAAGGAGUUCCACGCCAACAACAUCCGUGACACCUUCCGCGUCCUUCUCCAGAUGGGCGUCGUGCUCAUGUUCGGUGGCCAGAUGCCGGUCGUCAAGGUGGGGAGGAUGGCUGGCCAGUUCGCCAAGCCAAGGUCUGAGCCGUUCGAGGAGAAGGACGGAGUUAAGCUGCCGAGCUACAGGGGCGACAACGUCAACGGCGACGACUUCACCGAGAAGAGCCGCGUGCCGGACCCGCAGAGGAUGAUCCGCGCCUACGCACAGUCGGUGGCGACACUCAACCUGCUCCGCGCGUUCGCCACCGGAGGGUACGCUGCCAUGCAGCGCGUCACUCAGUGGAACCUCGAUUUCAUGGAUCACAACGAGCAAGGUGAUAGGUACCGUGAAUUGGCCCAUAGGGUGGAUGAUGCUCUUGGGUUCAUGACUGCAUCGGGGCUUACAGUCGACCACCCGAUAAUGACGACUACUGACUUCUGGACCUCGCACGAGUGCCUUCUCUUACCCUACGAGCAGGCUCUUACCCGUGAGGAUUCCACCAGUGGCCUUUUCUAUGAUUGUUCGGCCCACAUGUUGUGGGUUGGUGAGCGCACUCGACAACUCGAUGGAGCUCAUGUUGAAUUCCUCCGUGGUGUUGCCAACCCUCUGGGCAUAAAGGUGAGCGACAAAAUGAACCCCAGUGAGUUGGUGAAGCUGAUUGAUAUUCUGAACCCUUCAAACAAACCUGGAAGGAUCACCAUAAUUACAAGGAUGGGGGCAGAGAACAUGAGGGUGAAGUUGCCUCAUCUCAUCCGUGCUGUUCGCAAUGCUGGACUGAUUGUCACAUGGAUUACUGAUCCUAUGCAUGGAAACACCAUCAAGGCCCCUUGUGGCCUGAAGACUCGUCCAUUUGACUCCAUUCUGGCUGAAGUGCGUGCCUUCUUCGAUGUGCAUGACCAAGAAGGAAGCCACCCUGGGGGCGUCCACCUUGAAAUGACUGGGCAGAAUGUGACCGAGUGCAUCGGUGGAUCACGGACCGUGACCUUCGACGAUCUGAGCGACCGCUACCACACCCACUGCGACCCAAGGCUGAAUGCCUCCCAGUCCCUGGAGCUCGCCUUUAUCAUCGCAGAGAGGCUGAGGAAGAGGAGGAUGCGAUCGGGGCUCAACAGCAGCCUGCCACUGCCGCCACUGGCUUUCUGAGUAGCCGGAGCCAAACACAAAGGAGGGUAGGAAUAGCUGUGGUGACUCGGAAGAGAAAGAGACAGUCGACGCCUUGUUUUGUUGAUGCUUAGUGUGGUGACCUGGUGGUGGUGGUGGUGGGUGUUCUUGGCACAAGUUACAUGCUGGGGAUAGCUAUAGGAGGUACCUGUUGAGGUGUGUAAGACAGUAGCUAGCAACCGUAUGCCUUGGUUUCCUGUUUGGGUGCGUGACUUGCCGACUUUCUAGCUGCUUCUGGGGUUUUGACCUCGGUAAGGAAAGAAUAAAAAGAUAAUCGGAGUGCAAUGCUUGCUGAACUGGUGCUCAAUAAAUUGAUCCCUUGAUGCCUCUA
Zea mays is the source of this 2052-nucleotide messenger RNA. RefSeq names its product Phospho-2-dehydro-3-deoxyheptonate aldolase 2 chloroplastic. Gene Ontology annotation, molecular function: 3-deoxy-7-phosphoheptulonate synthase activity. NCBI's taxonomy places the organism in Eukaryota, Viridiplantae, Streptophyta, Magnoliopsida, Poales, Poaceae. The transcript is spliced from 5 exons. The coding region runs from base 90 to 1703 and encodes 537 amino acids. The record is from RefSeq and is marked validated. Gene Ontology annotation, biological process: aromatic amino acid biosynthetic process.